This is a messenger RNA of Aspergillus bombycis, 1137 nucleotides long. RefSeq lists its product as uncharacterized. NCBI's taxonomy places the organism in Eukaryota, Fungi, Ascomycota, Eurotiomycetes, Eurotiales, Aspergillaceae. Bases 1 to 1137 code for a protein of 378 amino acids. Gene Ontology annotation, molecular function: flavin adenine dinucleotide binding; sarcosine oxidase activity. The record is from RefSeq and is a predicted model, not a curated record. The transcript has a single exon.
AUGGAACGAUACGAUGUCGCCGUUGUCGGCCUUGGUGCCCUCGGAAGCGGAGCAGCAUACCAAGCAGCCGUCAAGGGAGCCAAAGUCAUCGGUUUCGAGCAAUUUGAGUUGGGCCAUGUCCGCGGAGCCUCCCAUGAUACAUCUCGCAUCGUCAGAACCUCAUACGGCAACCCUGAAUUUGUUGCACUGGCCCGGUCCGCGUACAAAGACUGGGCCGACUUGGAAAGACGGUCAGGGCUGACCCUGUUGGAUAUAACUGGCGGCGUUGUCUUCCUUCCUAGAGGCGGACCAACCCCCUCCAGCGACUUUACAAGGAGCCUCGACGCCAACGGUGUUCCUUACGAGCUUCUUGAUUCCAAGGAAGUCAACCGCCGUUGGCCCGGGUUUAACAUCCCCGAUGGGAUCGACGCCGUGUACACGGCCGAUACGGGCAUCGUGCAUGCUUCCAAAGCCGUCACAACCAUGCAAUACCAAGCGCGCGCCAAUGGGGCUGUCCUGCGAGAGAAGACGCGAGUGGACCGCCUGAUCCCAGACGGUAACGGAGUGGUCAUCGAAACGUCCAAGGGACGAGUCCGCGCGGGGAAAGUGAUCCUCGCGGCCGACGCAUGGAUCAACAAGCUUCUUGCACCCCUGGGAGCCGAGAUCCCCCUUACCGUCAUGCAGGAGCAGAUCACCUACUUCAAGCCGGCGGACCCAGCUCUUUACGAGCCAGCGCGGUUCCCCGUGUGGAUCUGGGGAGGCGAGAAAUGGUUCUACGGGUUCCCGACCUACGGCGAGCCAACCAUCAAGGCAGGCCAGGACGCCCAGAUGAAUAUCAUGGACCCCGAUCAUCGUACCUUUGUUCCCUCGCCCGAGGCCUUCAAGACUCUCAAGGAUCACAUGGAUACUAUCAUCCCCGGCCAUGGCCAGGACCUGCGCACCGUCACCUGUCAGUAUUCGAUCACGCCGGAUCGCCAGUUCAUUAUCGGCCCGAUUCAAAAGAACCCCAACAUCAUCGUCGCGCUGGGUAACGGACACGCGUUCAAAUUCGCUCCUGCGAUCGGCCGCGUGGUGGCGGAGCUCGCCAUUGACGGAAAGACGACUGACGAUAUCUCGAAAUUUCCUGUGCCGACUCCGGCUGGCUCCAGCAAACUAUAG